Messenger RNA from Puntigrus tetrazona (Sumatra barb), 3374 nucleotides. It is a transcript of the gene elavl1a, whose product is annotated as ELAV like RNA binding protein 1a. The record is from RefSeq and is a predicted model, not a curated record. Lineage: Eukaryota; Metazoa; Chordata; Actinopteri; Cypriniformes; Cyprinidae. Gene Ontology annotation, molecular function: RNA binding. The coding region runs from base 145 to 1167 and encodes 340 amino acids. Gene Ontology annotation, cellular component: ribonucleoprotein complex. The transcript has 7 exons.
CCUCGGCAGAGUUCCCCAGUGGCGUGUUUUCUGUGUCACGAGAGCGUAGCGCCAAAAAGCCACGUUUUGCUAAAGCUCCGCGUGCGUUCGUACACUGCAGAACCAGAGACGUUCAAACUGAGUUGGGAUCUGUGACGGCUCUUCAUGGCAGUCAGAAGGGGACACGUUAGAUACUUAAAAGAGGUCUAUGACAUGUCGAACGGUUACGAAGAUCACAUGGCCGAUGAGCCUAAAGAUUCUAAAACUAAUCUCAUCAUCAACUACUUGCCUCAGAAUAUGAGCCAAGAUGAGCUGCGGAGUCUCUUCAGCAGCAUUGGGGAGGUGGAGUCUGCUAAACUUAUUCGGGACAAAGUAGCAGGCCACAGUUUAGGGUACGGAUUUGUUAACUAUCUUAACCCUAGUGAUGCAGAAAGAGCAAUCAGUACUCUCAAUGGAUUGAGACUACAGUCUAAAACUAUCAAGGUGUCAUAUGCCAGGCCAAGCUCUGACACCAUAAAGGAUGCCAAUCUUUACAUCAGUGGGCUGCCUAAAACAAUGUUGCAGAAGGACGUUGAAGAAAUGUUUACACGUUAUGGCAGAAUAAUCAACUCCCGCGUCCUUGUCGAUCAAGCAUCAGGACUCUCUCGUGGUGUGGCUUUUAUUCGUUUUGACAAAAGAGCGGAGGCAGAGGAUGCAAUUAAGGACUUAAAUGGGCAGAAGCCACCAGGCGCUGCAGAGCCAAUCACUGUAAAGUUUGCUGCUAGUCCCAACCAAGUGAAAAACUCACAAAUUAUUCCACCAGUUUACCACACACAGCCUCGCCGCCUCGGGGGGCCCGUCCACCACCAGGCCCAGAGAUUCAGGUUCUCUCCAAUGAGUGUGGACCACAUGAGUGGCAUGUCUGGCGUUAACAUGCCUGGAAACUCCUCAUCAGGCUGGUGUAUUUUCGUCUAUAACCUGGGUCAGGAUGCAGAUGAGGGCAUUUUGUGGCAGAUGUUUGGGCCCUUCGGUGCUGUCACAAAUGUUAAAGUGAUCCGCGACUUCAACACCAACAAGUGCAAAGGAUUUGGGUUUGUUACCAUGACAAACUAUGAAGAGGCAGCCAUGGCUAUCGCCAGCCUCAACGGCUAUCGCCUCGGGGACAAGAUUUUACAAGUGUCGUUCAAAACGAGCAAGUCGCACAAGUAGAAAGCAGGGCUGCCAGGAAAAUGAAGGAGAGAGAUGUUGUCUGAGAAGCCAGAGAAAUUGGCUCAGUUUCGAAAAAGAAAAACUAUUAUUUUUAGUGUAAUCAAGUCUUUGCAAAUGUUCACAUUCAAGUCUCGUUUAGACAUCUGUUUGACAGUUUCUUUUCGUUUCUUUUAAGAUUCAAUCUGUUGGAUGCUUCAAAUGCAAGUGUUUUAGGCGUUCUGGUGUAUCUCGAUAUUUGACCAAUUUCGCAUUUGAUACAAAUUGGCAUCUCUGAUGUUAGCGUGAUAUUGUCGCUAUAUAUGUGCCAUAUAUGGUCAUUCAUCAGAAGCUGGAUUUAAAACUCAGAUUUUUGUCUUUCUUUUGUCAGUAUCUACAUCCUACAUAGCUCUUCAGUAUUUAUGAUGCCUUAAUUUGAAGUCAUUUUUCCUCUUUGCCCUCAAUAAUGUAGCACUUUUUGGUUUGGCAGGAAUCUAACAAUCCAUCUCAAGACAGUUUGUUUGGUUAUUGAAACCUGAGUUUUAAAUGCAGCAUGCUGAGUGAUCUUUUGAGAAAAAGGUAAUGGUAAAGAAAGCAGAGUGUUCAGUAAGAGGAAAAUCUUUAACUCGCUUGUUAAUUUUGUAAGGGACCCUCUGAAUAGACUGAACUAAGAAGGACCAAAGACAUGAAUGGAUGGUUUAGCUUCCCCCAGCAGAGGUGCAGGUUGCACAUCCCUAAGCAUAUUCCAAAAAAAAUUGGACACCUGAAUACUAGGUACUGAGUAUUUAUGUAAAAAUGUAAUCCCAUUUGAGCAUCAGCAUCCUAUGUUUAUGAUUUGCGUUUUCUUUCAUUUUGUUUCUCUAGGGUAAAACAUACUUCAAGAUUAGUUUGGUUAUUUGAGAAUAGAUAUCCAGUACUAAUGCAUAUGCUUUUUAAGACUGCCUUGUGAUACUUUUGUGUUUUGUUCUUUUCUUUUUUGCUUUUGUGUUCCUUUUGAAAUCUUUUGUUUUGUUUCACAUGGCAUUUACAAUCAUUAAAUUUUAUUUUGUUUUGCUCAACGUUUUGUUUUGUUUCUUUAUUUUAUCUUUUAAUCUGUUCUUUAAUUUAUCCAUUUAUAGGUGCAGUGCAGUUUAAGUCAACAAAGGACCAUAUCCAGAGUUUCAGAGUUUUUCUUUAGAAAUGAGAAAUAUUAGAUAUACCACAUUUCAUGAUUUUAUUUAUUUUUUUAUUAUUUGAGAAUUUUGAUGUAUUUUAGCAUUCAUAUCAGGCAUCGGACCAAAUAGUAAAUAUACAACUUAGCUCUCUGACAAUGGUUGACUUUGAUUUGGCCACUAGUUUGCUGUUUAUUUAGUGGUUCCUAUCCAACUUGGUUUUCAGCUGUCGAUCCCACCAAUGAGCAUUCGUGAAGCAAGUUGUACCGUCAUGCCCCUGAGGUCUUCCAGAUAUAGGCUUGUAAAACCCCACACAGCUUCUCCUGUAGUUAGACAAACCCAUGAAUUUCCCAAGAUGCCUUGUGUAAGAUUUUUUGAUCAUGUUUCGGCACAGACAGUUCUUAUGCUCCCUCUGCUACAAGACUUAAGGUUGGUAUUUUGUGUGUGUGUGUGCGCGUGCAUAUUUAUAUUAAUGGUGACUUACAUUUAAUCCUAAUUGUCUGUUUUUGUACAGUGACACACUAUAUUCUAUCUCGUCAAGUUUGUAAUAAGCAACAGUUUACUAUACGUGGAUCAACCAGUGUCAUCUGUUACUUUAUGGUUCAUGUGAACCUAUUAGCAGCUUUACAGCCACUGUUGGUUACAUGUUCUUGGUAUGAAACACUUAACCGUGGCAUUCUCUUUGUGCACGUUUUGGCAUAUGUGCAAUAUUUCGUAAUAAUUGGUAGUAAUUAUAGCAACUUUUCCCUGUCCAUCUUUUUUUGAUAUCCUGAUGUUUCAAAGUUUACCUUGCAGAGUCAACAGAGAUGCCAGUUAUAAGAAAUAUAAAGUAGAAUUUACUGAAUGGUUGUUUGUUUUAAGCCUUAAUUUAUGUAGGAAAUACCGGAGAUUACUGAAUGGUGGAAUUUAUUUAUUUAGCUUACCGUGUACGGUUUUAUGUGUUGAUAUUGAAGAGUGUCUUAAUUUUAUUAUUUUUUUUUUAUGAAAUACUUAUUGAUUCUACAGCGAACAUCUGUUAUGAACUACUGUCUAACAUGUAGAUGUGAAAUAAAAUAUCAGGCAUCGCUGCAAAUCUGGAAA